AUUUCUCCCCCUAGUGGCGCAAAGAGUAAGCAGCGCUUCGUUUGCUUCUCCCCGCCCUCCCGAUGCCGGCUCUGCCAGCGGAGGCUCAAAGGGGGAGGGGUAGCAGGCCGCGGGGAGGGGCGCGAGCUGGUCCGGUGGCCUUUCAUUUUGCGGAGGUUUGGGAAGGAGCCGUGCCGUUCCGCUGAACAGAAGACAGGAAGGCUUUGGAGGGGCAGGAGCCAUGCCGAAACAUGAGUUCUUUGUAGACAUGACCUGUGAAGGGUGCUCCAAUGCUGUCACCCGUGUUCUCAACAAGCUGGGAGGUGUUCAGUUUGAAAUUGACCUACCCAACAAGAAAGUGACUAUACAAUCGGAGCACAAUGUUGACACCUUGCUGGACACACUUAAGAAAACUGGGAAAAAUGCCUCCUACAUUGGAGAGAAGUAACCUUAUAGGAAGGCUUGGCUGAUGGGACUACUGUACUUCAGGAAAGCACCGCUUAACAUGGCUUCAGCAAGGAGAUGGCUGUUUACACUUCUGCCAGUCCUCUUUCUUUGACCGCAGUUGCCCUUCCAGAUGUUGGAGAAGAGUGGAAAGGUGGGGAAAGGACUAAGACCACAGAUGUCCUAAGUCUCCUACUACAAAUGUAGUGUUUAUGCAUUUCUUCUGUUUGGCCUUGCAAUAAAGCAUGGAGCUGCUUCUGUUUUCAAGUAAA
This is a messenger RNA of Rhineura floridana, 695 nucleotides long. RefSeq names its product antioxidant 1 copper chaperone (gene ATOX1). The record is from RefSeq and is a predicted model, not a curated record. Gene Ontology annotation, biological process: copper ion transport. Lineage: Eukaryota; Metazoa; Chordata; Lepidosauria; Squamata; Rhineuridae. Gene Ontology annotation, molecular function: metal ion binding; copper chaperone activity. The transcript is spliced from 4 exons. The coding region runs from base 221 to 427 and encodes 68 amino acids. Gene Ontology annotation, cellular component: cytosol.